AUGUUUAUCCCUUACACGAAUCCCUCUUCCAAGAAAGACCCUAAUGCUCGUCGCAUUAUCAAUACGCAUGUGGCUGCCCAUACCAGCGUCAAUCGUCGGACAUGCAGGGGCUCGGGGAAUUUGCCAGGCGGCUUCGCGGGCUGCCUUAAUUGGUUCUAUGUCCCAGAACUAGCCAUGCCACCCUCAAGGCCUGACCAGCAGGAGGCAUCUGCUGAUGAUGAGGGAACGGUCUCUCAUAACAUGCUUGCACAGCGUACCGUGGCUCGCAGGAUAGGCUGUAGGCCGUUUGCUGGCGGUAAAUUCUACCCUCUCGAGAGCCAGGGAGAUAAUUCCCGCGGACCAUUACUUCUGCAUGCCCUUAGUCAUUAUGGCAGUAGACACCUCUAUCAGGCGAUCCUGUACCACCGCCAAUGUCUUCUUAAAGCUGUGCGUCAGAAAAUUUCCAGCCAGGAGAUAGACGAGGUGCUGCUCCACAGUCUUUGCAUGAUGAUCUCUAUAGACGAAUGCCUUAUGUUCAACGAGUAUCGCCAGGUGCAUUUAAAAGGGCUGCAAGAUGUUAUACAAGUUCACAAAGUUCAGAAUGCAGCCCGACAUUCGCGCUGCACUGUCGGCCCUGAUCCACCUGCAGAUAAGUCGCCUAUGGAGAUGGCGGUGGAGGUAAAGGGAGCCGUGGUGGAAUUCCAUCUGCAAGUUAACCUGGCAUUUGACAACAACACGACGGCAAUGCUAAGCCCGAGGACUCUCCCACCGUACUCCUUGGAUGCCCUGAAAAUGAGAGCCUUGAAUUUACCCCCUGGUUUUAGUGAUCUCAUUUGUCGAGGUCUUCUCACUGAGAAGAUGGUUGGCCUACUCGAGAACUUCGCUGCCUGGUUUUUUAAAGGGAUGGGGACGGAGGCUGCAUGCCGAGAAACCUGGCGAUACUCGAAUUUCCACCCAGCCAAUACCCUUGAGAAGUGCAUCGCUAUGACCCUUGUAUGUUUGGCAGAUGAUUUAAGCGCCAUUGGCUUGCAUCCGUGUGCAGUAAUUUUUCGGCAACCGAACCAGCGCUCACAGAUUAUCUUAUCCUCCUCGGAACUGUGGACUCCACCUUACCUCGGUGGCCUUGUUACGUGGAUGUCCACUGUCAUCGCAACCCCGCGCAGGGAAUCACUUAUCGAAGGAGAUACUCAGAUGGCUCUGUUAAGGGAGUCAAUAAGGCAUAUGAAAGUCUGCCGAUCUGUGGAGCAGGUUGAGGCAAUACUGCAGGGUUUCUUCUAUGAUCAGAGUCGUGCUGCGGAGUGGAGACGAGUGUGGGGGAAGGCUCUCGUCUUAUAA
This is a messenger RNA of Trichoderma virens Gv29-8, 1314 nucleotides long. RefSeq lists its product as uncharacterized. The record is from RefSeq and is a predicted model, not a curated record. NCBI's taxonomy places the organism in Eukaryota, Fungi, Ascomycota, Sordariomycetes, Hypocreales, Hypocreaceae. Bases 1 to 1314 code for a protein of 437 amino acids. The transcript has 2 exons.